AAGUAUUUCAUCAUUUUCUUGCAUGUUUAAAUGCUCAACUGAUGACAAUUUUCUGCAUGGUAGAAAGUUUUGAGCAAGUUUGUCAUGUAAAAAUUGUGGACACUGUUCCUUCAUUGUCUAGAUUUAGUCAAGUUUUGCCAAAUUUAAGGUCAAAUCUCAAGAUUAGGUCAGUUGGCUAAGGUAUCGUGUUUAUCUUUUGCAUCUGAGUUUAAGUCUCUAACUCGUAAAUUAGAGUAGUUUAGAGUAUCACUUUCUUUAUUACCAUCUUGCCAUCCAUAGCUUUUAGAAAGUUGGGCAUCUUAUAAUUGUGGACACUUCUUUUUCAUUUUAUAAAUUUAGUAGCGUUAUUAGGUUAAAUUAGUAAUGUAAGGCGGGAGGAAAUCAAUAGAGAUCAAACUCACGCCAAGGUGCAUACGCAUUAUUUCUUUCCACCAAAACGCCAUUUGCUUAUUUUCUAGAUUUGGUCCAAUUUUUCCAAAUUAUAGAUUAGAUCUUGCAUACCUACGUUAGGUCAAUUGGCCAAGGUAAUGUGUCCCGUCCAAUCGAACCCAAGUUUGAAUCGCCUCACCCGUAGAAGAAAAAAAAUGGUGAAGAUCUGCUGCAUUGGAGCUGGCUAUGUUGGGGGUCCAACAAUGGCAGUGAUUGCCCUGAAGUGCCCUGCCAUCGAAGUGGCGGUGGUGGACAUCUCCGUGCCCAGAAUCGCGGCCUGGAACAGCGACCAGCUCCCCAUUUAUGAGCCAGGUCUUGAUGAGAUUGUGAAGCAAUGCAGAGGAAAGAACCUCUUCUUCAGCACUGCUGUCGAAAAACAUGUCGCUGAGGCGGACAUUAUCUUCGUUUCAGUUAACACCCCAACGAAAACCAGGGGUCUUGGAGCCGGCAAGGCUGCUGACUUGACAUACUGGGAAAGCGCAGCCCGAAUGAUCGCUGAUGUUUCAAAAUCCGACAAGAUUGUUGUCGAGAAAUCAACUGUCCCGGUGAAAACCGCCGAGGCGAUUGAAAAGAUUUUGGCACAUAAUAGCAAGGGAAUCAAGUACCAGAUUCUCUCCAACCCGGAGUUUCUUGCCGAGGGGACAGCAAUUGAGGAUCUUUUCAAGCCCGACCGCGUGUUGAUUGGAGGGAGGGAAACCCCGGAUGGCCAGAAGGCAAUCCAGGCAUUGAAGGCAGUGUACGCGAAUUGGGUUCCGGAAGACAGAAUCAUAACAACCAAUCUGUGGUCAGCUGAGCUAUCAAAGCUCGCCGCGAACGCCUUCCUGGCGCAGAGGAUCUCGUCUGUGAAUGCAAUGUCAGCUCUCUGUGAGGCCACCGGAGCGAAUAUCUCUGAAGUUUCCCAUGCUGUUGGCAAGGACACCAGAAUUGGACCGAAAUUUCUCAAUGCCAGCGUUGGAUUUGGCGGGUCUUGCUUUCAGAAGGACAUUCUCAACUUGGUCUACAUCUGUGAAUGCAAUGGCCUCCCUGAAGUUGCAGACUAUUGGAAACAAGUGAUCAAGGUGAACGACUACCAAAAGAGCCGCUUCGUGAACAGGGUUGUCUCUUCGAUGUUCAACACUGUUUCGGGUAAAAAGAUUGCGAUUCUUGGAUUCGCAUUCAAGAAAGACACCGGGGACACAAGGGAGACCGCUGCCAUUGAUGUUUGCAACGGGCUGUUGGGGGACAAGGCGCACUUGAGCAUAUAUGAUCUGCAGGUUACUGAGGAACAGAUUCGGAGGGAUCUUUCGAUGAAGAAGUUUGAUUGGGACCAUCCACUUCAUCUGCAGCCAAUGAGCCCUGCCGCGGCCAAGGAAGUGAGGGUCGCUUGGGACGCUUACGAGGCAGCAAAGGGCGCUCAUGGGAUCUGCAUUCUCACCGAGUGGGACGAGUUCAAGACACUCGAUUACAAGAAGAUUUACGACAGCAUGCAGAAGCCUGCAUUUUUGUUCGAUGGGAGGAAUGUGGUUGAUGCUGGGAAGCUGAGAGAGAUCGGAUUCAUCGUGUAUUCGAUCGGAAAGCCGUUGGAUUCUUGGCUCAAGGACAUGCCUGCUGUGGCAUAAGAUGUGGAGAUUUUCUUGCAGCUGCAGGAGCACAAGUGAUUCAUUGAAUUUCUUCUUUUCACCUCAUGUUUUUACUUUCCUGUUGUCUCAGACAGUGUGACAUUAUUACUUUUUUUUUUUUGGUAUCCUUUGGUCCUUAUGAGAAUAAACAGAAAAUUUUAUUAGAUCAAGUAAAUCGAUAAUUUAGUGAA
Malus domestica (apple) is the source of this 2218-nucleotide messenger RNA. Its product is annotated as UDP-glucose 6-dehydrogenase 5. NCBI's taxonomy places the organism in Eukaryota, Viridiplantae, Streptophyta, Magnoliopsida, Rosales, Rosaceae. Gene Ontology annotation, cellular component: nucleus. Gene Ontology annotation, molecular function: UDP-glucose 6-dehydrogenase activity; NAD binding. The record is from RefSeq and is a predicted model, not a curated record. Gene Ontology annotation, biological process: glycosaminoglycan biosynthetic process.